Molecule: messenger RNA, 1883 nt
Organism: Macrobrachium nipponense
Lineage: Eukaryota; Metazoa; Arthropoda; Malacostraca; Decapoda; Palaemonidae
Gene: Naa60
Product: N-alpha-acetyltransferase 60-like
Exons: 8
Coding region: 270-1043 (257 amino acids)
Biological process (GO): N-terminal peptidyl-methionine acetylation
Cellular component (GO): Golgi membrane
Molecular function (GO): protein-N-terminal amino-acid acetyltransferase activity; histone acetyltransferase activity
Source: RefSeq, a predicted model, not a curated record
AUGACGAGUCGUCGGGAAUCAGCUGAUUUCUGUAAACAAAAGAGGUCGACUCCUAUAUCAGCUGUUUGACCGAUGUAUAUAUAAUGUUGAUUUAUUACCGAAAGCUUGACUCGCCUUCGAGAUAUCCAUGAGUUACGGCAACAGAUUUAUGCUAUGUAAUCCUGACAUUAUCGAUAAAGCUCGUGAUAUUUCAUAUGAGGCAGGUUACUCAUAAGUGUCAGUGGCAUUCAGCUACGUAAGUGCGGAAUGUUUAAAAAGGAAACGGAUACAUGAAACCUCCCACAAAAGCCACGCCUUUUAUUGUAGCCUUAAGGGCAGUAGCGCAUAGUGGCAGUAGCAAGUUGGGAAAGGUGCCACUUUGUUCUCUGGCUGAGCUGAAACUUAGAUUUUUGUGCCCUAGUGAUUUGCCCGAGGUGAAAGCUUUGUGCCGUCAGUGGUUCCCUAUCGAGUAUCCUGAUGUUUGGUAUGAAGACAUUACAACCAAUCCAAGAUUUUAUGCCCUUGCUGCAACAUAUCAUACCCAGAUCAUUGGGUUGCUGGUGGCUGAAACAAAGCCACUGUCUAAGAUGAACAAGGAGGACCAAGAUAUCUUACCCCCAACUCUGAGCGGCCACACACAGAUUGGUUACAUCCUGACGUUAGGAGUAACUGACUCUCACAGAGGCCACGGGAUUGCGUCUCUUCUCCUGGAUAAUUAUCUGGCUCAGCUAACUGCCCACGAAUCACCAAAAGUACAAGCUGUUCUGCUGCACGUUCUGACCACCAACCAGCAGGCUAUUAAUUUCUAUCAACGGCGUAACUUUGUACGCCACACCUUUUUACCGUACUAUUACAACAUAAAAGGGAAACCAAAGGAUGGGUUUUCUUACGUGCGUUAUGUGAAUGGGGGACAUCCACCUUGGACGUUAUUAGAUUAUGUCCAACACUGGUUUAGUGCAAUAUCUGUGAUGGAAGUUUGCUGGUGGCCUAUGCGAAUCGUUUCCAAGUUCUGGGGCCUCAUUGCCAGGUCUGCAACGGCUGUCGUGACCCAUCGUCUCUCCUAGCACAAGCUGAUGGUUGUGAACGAUUAUGGUGUGCUUCCAGCUUGGACUUAGGUAAAAUUGCCGUUAACACAAGCGCGUUGUGUUCACUUAGAAGGUAAUGUAUCAGGGAGUGUCUUGAGGAACUUGCUUCCUCCAGGAAAAUAACACCUUCAGGUAUAAUUAAGCAUUAAAAGACAAAAUACACUUGGAUUUUUCGUCGCUCGGCAACAGCCAGCCUCGUCUUUCGUUGUUGUAAGCACAUACGUUUCACAAUGUUGUUCAUUUACCCAUCUCUGAUUAUGCCUGUUCAUUUUUAUGUACGUGAUUUGCAUUUUGUAGCAUCUUUCCCUUUGAUACAGAACCUAGGGCUCAUGCUGGUGGCUCCAUAAUGUUUCCAGUGUGAAUAGGACAGUUUUGGAUUUCUCUUCCCUGUCUUUGACAAUUUCUCAUAUAUUUUUGUAUUUAUUGAGUAUAUUUCAGAAGGCAACUUGGUGCAUGACAAAUGAAUUCUAGUCUUGAUUUAUUUUUAAAUUUCCUAGAGGUUAUAUAGAUGUGAGAGUGGAUGGAGAAUGUCGUCUAUAAUUGUGGCACUCUUGGUCUUGGCUGGCCCACAGUUGCCUGUUUACCGUUCGGCCAAAGAAGAGCUGAGCAGAUGAUGAAUGUUCAUAGUUUACAGUGCAGUGAAGUUUGAGAGAUCUCCCUUGUUGUGGUUAGCUUAGCAAAGGCAGCCUGUUCAUUUUCCUCUAUUAUAGAUGCUUUAGUUGAAAUGUUGAUACGUACUAAAUUUGUUGUUUUUCAGAUGUGUAUAAUUAUAUAAACUGUAAAUGUAAAUAAUAGUAUUAAUUGGUGUUGUAAAUAUAU